Messenger RNA from Chara braunii, 855 nucleotides. The record is from the annotation of a GenBank genome assembly. NCBI's taxonomy places the organism in Eukaryota, Viridiplantae, Streptophyta, Charophyceae, Charales, Characeae.
UGAAGAAAUCUAAGGAUUACUCGGGCAUGAUCGGAAGGUGGGCAACGGUGUUAAAGAGCAUGGAUUUUGACAUUCGUCAUCGGAAGCACAGGAAGCACGAGAAUGCUGACGGGUUGAUACGACUGCACCAAUCCGAGAAGGUCCUCAAGAGCGAGGAAGUGAUUCCGUGGAACGAGCCGAAGGAGGAGAGUCGACCACGUGACAGCACUCUGCCAUCGCGGCAGGAGUACUUGAAGCCCUACGGGAUCAUCGAUCGCGCCUUCUAUCCGAAGGAAGAAACUGAGGAGGCGCUUGAAGGGGAAGAAGAAGCCACUGAAGAAGAGGGUGACGCCGAUGAAGAAACGUCGGAGGAGGGAAGUUAUAGUGAGUACAGUGAAGGGGAGUCGAGUGAAGAAGAGGAGGAGAUAGAAGAAGAAGAGGAGGAAGUCGGAUCGGAGUGGGAGGACUUGCCGGAAGAAGCGGCGCGCACAGCCACGGAGGUGGAAGAUCCCGAAGCGGUACGUAGAAGAGAAGAGAUCGCCGCCGGGAAAAGCCAGUUGGAGUUCGCCAGCGGGGCGAGCCUGCGCAUCAACAACGACCCAACCAGGGAUCCAGAGCCCCCCGAGCCCGAAGAUGGCGGAUCAGCCACCGCGGCUUCGAGCGCAUCGCGGUGGAGAAGGAGCCAAUCCCCCUCCCCCUCCACCCCAGCCCGUCCCCCAGUUCGUCCACGUACCGAUGCGGGGAAUCGGCCUUCGUCCCCGGUCAUUAUCCCGCCAUCCCCUUGAUUACCUCACCCUCUGCCAGAUCUCUACCCCCGUCACCUUCCCUCGCAACCCCUUUCCUCCCCAUACCUUCCGUCACUUUUACUCCACCCGU